AAGGAGGAACACCCAGCCCAAGGCCCUCUCUUGUUUUUUCUCCAAACCAGGAUUUUUCAUUCCAAAGGCAUAGGCAGAUGGAGGAGGAGGAAAAGCCCCAGAGAUCCUUCAGGAGGAGGGGCUGCAAACCCAGCCCAGGGAGCUGCGAGGAGGAAAGACCCUCCCUGAUCCGGGAAGGCGCCUGGAGAUCCAAGCGGAGAUCAGAGCUGGUGGAGAAACCUCCUGGAGGGGAGAAGCCCCACAAGUGCUUGGAAUGUGGGAAGGGUUUCAGCUGGAGGUAUGAGUUGAUCUGGCACCAGAGGAUCCACACUGGGGAGAAGCCCUAGGAGUGUGGGAAAUGUGGGAAGGGCUUCACAAGGAUCUCUCACCUGAUGUGGCACCAGGUGAUCCACACAGGGGAACGGCCCUACACCUGCUUGGAAUGUGGGAAGAGCUUUGGGUGGAGCUCUGAUCUGAGAAGACACCAGCGCAUCCACACUGGGGAGAGGCCCUACGAGUGUCCCAAGUGUGGGAAGAGGUUUCAGACCAGCUCCAGUCUCCUCUUGCAUGAGCGGAUUCACACAGAAGAGAGGCCCUUUCGCUGCCCCGACUGCGGGAAGGGAUUCAAACGAAACUGGGCCCUCACUGUCCACCGGCGCAUCCACACCGGGGAGAGGCCCUACGAGUGUCCUGAGUGUGGGAAGAGCUUCUCACAGAGCUGUCCUUUGACCCGACACCAACGGAGUCACCACUAAGGGAAGGAAGCCCUGUGAGUGCCCCGAGUGCAGGAAGAGCUUCAUGCACUGCUCCAGCUCCAUCCCCAAUGGGAGGAUCGGUGUUGGAUGAUCCCCAG
This is a messenger RNA of Sturnus vulgaris (Common starling), 832 nucleotides long. The record is from RefSeq and is a predicted model, not a curated record. NCBI's taxonomy places the organism in Eukaryota, Metazoa, Chordata, Aves, Passeriformes, Sturnidae.